AUGGCGAACAAAAUCCUCCUAGUCUUUAUCGUCUUCGACGUCAUUUUCCUCCUCUGCGCCGGCCUCCAUCUCUUCAUCCCACUGUACACCCGCAUGAACAUCAAGCAUAACAACAAUGUCAACAAUAUUGCGUCCAACCUCUUGCUCGACAAUUGCCCACUGACAGUGAGCAUAGUCAACUCCGUCAUCAUGUUGAUCGCCUUCCUCCUCUCUGUUCCCGCCUUUUUCAUGCGGCGCAACCGCACCUUUUUGAAAUUCCAUGCCUGGGGAGUGGUGGUUGCUGCCGUCCUCACCCUGGCCAUCGGUCUGGACAUCUGGUUCUCCACCCUCCAAACCAAGAAGAACCUCGCUCCCAUCUGGAACGCCCAAGCACCCGCCACUCAGACCAUGCUACAGAGCAAAUUCCAAUGCUGUGGGUACAGCAAUCCCGCGCUGUUCGUCAAAGACCAGACUUGUACCAGUGCAGCCACGGCGGCAAGGCUGGGCCCUUGCAUGACCCCCUUUGGCACCUUUGCGAAUCGAUUCCUGGACGUCGUCUUCACCACAUUCUUUGGAUUUGUCGCUGUCGAUAUGAUGCUCCUGUUGGCUGCGUUGUGUUUGAUCAAGGAUCGAAAGGAGAAGGAACGAUACAGGCUGAUCGAUGAGAAGAGAGGAUUUGGACCUAUCUAA
Fonsecaea nubica is the source of this 669-nucleotide messenger RNA. RefSeq lists its product as hypothetical. The record is from RefSeq and is a predicted model, not a curated record. The coding region runs from base 1 to 669 and encodes 222 amino acids. The transcript is spliced from 2 exons. Lineage: Eukaryota; Fungi; Ascomycota; Eurotiomycetes; Chaetothyriales; Herpotrichiellaceae.